CUAGUGUGGCAAGUCAGAGGGACGCGAUGUACGAAUCUGUCUUCUUUAAGUGCCAGCGCUAACAUUGAGUAAAACAACAUGAAGACAAGGCAUAUUACAAAGCUUUUGCACUGUAGUAUAAUUUUACUUUUUUCAGUCACCCAUGCAGCCAAAACAAAGCAGGUAAUAACAAGUGGAAAAAGUAUCAUACAAAGUGAGAAUUAUCCGAAUAAUUAUCCUGGAGAUGAAGACAGGAUGUGGAUCUUCAACCAGACGGUAGGAAUCUGGACAAUGACAAUUCAGGACUUCCAUCUACAAGAGUCGGCACAGUGUCAGAACGACUACCUACUGAUACGAAAGUCUCAGAGAGAGACUCCAGUAAAGCUAUGUGGUGUCAGGACUUCAGAAUACUACAUCUCAAAUGGUCCGUACCUCAGUCUGGAAUUCCACUCCGACUCCUGGAAUCACGAAAAAGGAUUUUCCAUUGAAGUACAGCAUGUUAUGAAUGAAGCCCAAGCAAAAUCUAUUGUCAGCAAAAGAAAAGGUACUGAGGUUAAGUUGGUGACUCACGUGGAACACGAAGGUUUGUUUAUCGUCCUCCUCGGAGUCUUGUCCCUGGCUGCUCUCGUCUUUGUUGCAAUGUUAGGAUGCUUCAUCGUUGGUAUGAUGAAAAGACGUCACGAAAGAGUGAUUCAGCAGAACAUGAUAAAUCGUCUGCAAGCUCAAAGCGAGAAUCAUGUGGUGGUCGGCAGACGAUACAGCCGGAAAGAUUCCGUCAAAGAUCACAAAAGACCCGACUUUAUGCGAAGCUUCUCAAACCAAAGCACAACCGGACUUCUUAGUUAUCAAUCCGCCGGCUACCCACAAACCGGUGAUCAUGUGUGAAGAUGACGAUCGUCAUGAAAGCAUCAAAAGCGAGCUGUUGUGUUGAACUGUAGAAAAGCAACUUUUCUUCGUGAUCAGAAACCUCUUUUCAAAUUUAGUUACCGUUACUUUCUGUUGCAGUUUGGUACCUUAACAAAAGUUUUGGGCCAACGACUUCCCUUUGGGGAUUGGUCGUGAAUAAAAGUUGUUUGUGUAAUGUAGAUGUAUUUUUAAAACGAUUAUUUUGAAGUCCUCGUUCAUGAUGAUUUUUUAACUGACCAAUUGUUUUAUAUUUACGCAUUUUUAGUUUAUUAGUGACGGUGGUAAUACCGUGCUUUUACGUUCAAAACAAAUGUGAAAGAGUUGAAUCUAUACUUAUAAGCUGAAUAUGUACGUGUUUUAACGCUUGCUUUCAGAAGUUAUUUGAAGCAUUCCUUUGAACAUUCCGUUGCCAAACAUUCACUGUGUAAAUGCAUCUUUAAUUUGGAGAGUCAUAUGUAAAUGAAUUGUUUGCAUAUAAACUGUUUAAUAUUUCUGCCAUCAAUCAAAAUGUAGAAAUAUAACAUUUUUGUCAUCGAUAAAAAACACUGCCAAUCAGCUGAGAAUAAUAUUUUUUUUCAUUUUGUAUCAUUUUUAACGCACACAAACCUCUUAUUCCUUUUUUGUCAAUUUUUAUCAGAGAUAAAUCUUUUCUGUAUUUCCGUCUUUACAGAGGAGGAAAGUCGUUCUUGUAUCCAUUUCAUGUUGUUAUCGUUGUUGGAAGGAUUCAUGUAAAUAUGUUUUGUUGAACAGCAGAAAAAAGCAGAGUUGUUUUGUAUAAGGUAUACUGAUGAAAAUUGUCGUUGAUAUAGCUAGUUUUGUAGAAGAUACACUGAUGAAUAUUGUCGUUGAUAUAGCUGGUUCUGUAGAAGGUGUACUGAUGAAGAUUGUCGUUGAUAUAGCUGGUUCUGUAGAAGGUGUACUGAUGAAGAUUGUCAUUGGUAUAGCUGGUUCUGUAGAAUGCGUACUGAUGAAGAUUGUCGUUGAUAUAGCUGGUUCUGUAGAUGGUAUACUGAUGAAGAUUGUCGUUGAUAUAGCUGGUUUUGUAGAAGGUAUACUGAUGAAGAUUGUUGUUGAUAUAGCUGGUUCUGUAGAAGGUAUGCUGAUGAAGAUUGUCGUUGAUAUAGCUGGUUCUGUAGAAGGUAUACUGAUGGAGAUUGUCGUUGAUAUAGCUGGUUCUGUAGAAGGUGUACUGAUGAAGAUUGUCGUUGAUAUAGCUGGUUCUGUAGAAGGUGUACUGAUGAGGAUUGUCGUUGAUAUAGCUGGUUCUAUAUACGGGUUUUUGUUUUCAUUUUGUCGAUACUGUUAAUUAUUGUUUUUUGCUAUAAUUUACUCAUAAUUCAAUAAAUAUUGAAUAAAUGUAAA
This is a messenger RNA of Saccostrea echinata, 2247 nucleotides long. RefSeq lists its product as uncharacterized. The record is from RefSeq and is a predicted model, not a curated record. Gene Ontology annotation, molecular function: serine-type endopeptidase activity. NCBI's taxonomy places the organism in Eukaryota, Metazoa, Mollusca, Bivalvia, Ostreida, Ostreidae. The coding region runs from base 79 to 864 and encodes 261 amino acids. The transcript has 5 exons.